Hemibagrus wyckioides is the source of this 1139-nucleotide messenger RNA. It is a transcript of the gene tmem107l, whose product is annotated as transmembrane protein 107 like. Lineage: Eukaryota; Metazoa; Chordata; Actinopteri; Siluriformes; Bagridae. Gene Ontology annotation, biological process: non-motile cilium assembly; protein localization to ciliary transition zone. The record is from RefSeq and is a predicted model, not a curated record. The coding region runs from base 240 to 662 and encodes 140 amino acids. The transcript has 6 exons. Gene Ontology annotation, cellular component: MKS complex.
CGCCAUGUUGCAGCAGCGCCUCAUGCUGCCUCGAGCGCGUUAUAUUUGAGUUGUCAAUAGCAACGGCAAAAACUUCCGCACUUCCACCUCGGUGUUUUGUUUAGCUACAAGCCGGCAUUCUUAUCGAUUUAAAAGUAAUAUUAAUAUGUUUCUAGGUUGAAUUUUCUAUUUUUCGAACACGUCAAGCCAGUUAUACGCGCAGGUUCCCAUAGGAAAACACGCUAAAUAGCCAGCGGUCAAUGUGGGCGAUAAGCAGCCUGGUCCCUGCCCGUUUCCUGACCCUUAUUGCCCACCUGGUUAUAGUCAUCACCAUAUUCUGGUCAAGGGAGAACAAUGUGAAAGCUUGUCUGCCACUGACCUAUACAGUUGAAGAAUAUAAUAUAGAGGACAUAAGGCUGGUGGUGGCUUUAUCCGUGACCCUGGGUCUAUUUGCUAUAGAACUAGCAGGGUUUUUCUCUGGAGCUUCCAUGUUCAACAACAGUCAAGGCCUUUUAUCUACAGCGUGCCAUGCAAGCGGCUCUGUUGCACUGCUUUUCUUUCUCUUUGAGCAGUGGACCUGCAGCAUCUACUGGUGGAUCUUUGGCUUCUGCAGUGUAAUCCCAGCCUUGUAUGAGAUGAUUCUGCUUAUUGCUGUUUUUGCUCUGAAGAAGAAACCACUGUGAAUUCAUCACUGCUAACAUAAUAAGUGCAGUAUUAUCUGUUGUGUAUAUAAAAUUAAGACUAUGAAUUGUUGUUGGUCUUUUGGCUGCUCCCUGUUUGGGGUCACCACAGUGGAUUCCGUAUGUUUCGAUUUGGCACAGGUUUUAUGCCGGAUGCCCUUCCUGACGCAACCCUUCCAUUUAAUUCAUGCUUGGGACCGGCAUUGAGAGUUAACUUUUCAGUGGCUAGGUUAGCGCCCUGCCUGGGAAUCAAACCUGGGCCACGGCAAUGAGGGUGCGGGGUCCUGCCACUGGAUAACCAGGAGGCUAAAAUUUGAAUAUGAAUAAUUUCUUCUUCUUCUUUUAUUAUUAUUAUUAUUAUUAUUAUUAUUAUUAUUAUUAUUAUUAGUUUCAGUGUUCUAGUUGUGAUUGAGUGAAUAUCACACUAAAUGGAAAAUGACUGGUAAAAAAUUUACACCUUAUGUUUUGUGUUGCAUCAAU